AGAAGAAGAAAAUGAGGCAAAGAUUGAAAAUGUGCAGAAAACAGGUUUCUUCAAAGGACCAAUGUUCAAAGGUGUUGCUUCUAGUCGAUUUUUACCUAAAGGCACCAAGACAAAGGUUAAUUUGGAGGAACAGGGACGACAGAAGGUGUCUUUCAGCUUCAGCCUUACAAAGAAAACUUUACAGAACAGGUUUCUGGCUGCACUUGGCAAUGAAAAGCAAAAUGAUACUCCAAACUCCCCAGCUGGACCUCUUCAAGUAGACUUGACUCCUAAAAUUAAAAUGGACAUUGGAGAUACCUUAUCUACUAUAGAAGAAUCCUCCCCACCAAAAUCAAGGGUAGAAUUGGGCAAAAUUCAUUUUAAGAAACAUCUGCUUCAUGUGACAUCUAGGCCACUGCUGACUACAGCCACAGCAGUGGUGUCUCCACCUCCUUCCAUAGUACCAUUACCAACAGUCAUAGCAGAAUCAACAACUGUAGAUUCGCCACCCUCAUCUCCACCUCCACCUCCUCCACCUCCCCAAGCCACAACACCCUCACCACCAGCACCAGUAACGGAGCCAGUGACCUUGCCACACACACCAAUCCCAGUUCUGAUGACAGCACCAGUAGAUGUAGCAGUUAGAACACUGAAGGAACCACCAGUUACGACUGAUCCAGAAUCUUCAGAAGUGGACACUAAGCAGGAUGCUGUAUCUAAUAGUUCAGAAGAACACAUAACUCAGAAUUUGAAUGAGCAAGCAGAUGUUCCCUCACAGAAAGAAGAUUCCCAUAUUGGGAAGGAAGAAGAAAUUCCAGAUAGUUCUAAGAGUAAUCUGGGCUCUAAAAAAACAGGUUCUAAGAAGAAAUCCUCACAAUCUGAAGGCACCUUUCUUGCUUCAGAAUCUGAUGAAGAUUCUGUGCGGACUUCCUCAAGUCAAAGAUCACAUGAUUUAAAAUUUUCAGCAAGCAUUGAAAAGGAAAGAGAUUCAAAGAAGAGCUUAGCACCUUUAAAAAGUGAGGAUUUAGGGAAGUCUUCACGAUCUAAAACAGAGAGAGAUGAUAAAUACUUUAGCUACUCAAAACUUGAAAGAGAUACUCGAUAUAUAUCUUCUCGAUGUAGAUCAGAGAGAGAGCGAAGGCGGAGCAGAUCUCGUUCAAGAUCUGACAGAAGCUCUAGAACUAGUUUAUCCUAUUCUCGGUCGGAACGAUCCCAUUAUUAUGACUCUGAUCGUCGCUACCAUCGGAGUUCCCCUUAUCGAGAGAGGGCUCGCUAUUCUCGGCCAUAUGCAGAUAACAGAGCUCGAGAGAGUUCUGACUCAGAGGAGGAGUAUAAGAAGACCUACUCAAGGCGCACCUCAUCUCAUUCCUUCUCUUACAGAGACCUAAGGACAUCGUCAUCCUAUUCUAAAUCUGAUCGGGACUGUAAAACUGAGUCCUCUUACUUAGAGAUGGAGAAAAGAGGAAAGUAUUCUUCAAAAGUAGAAAGAGAAUCCAAAAGGACUUCAGAAAAUGAAGCAAUGAAAAGAUGUUGUUCUCCUUCUAAUGAACUGGGAUUCCGACGGGGCUCAUCUUAUUCCAAGCAUGAUAACAGUGCUUCCCGUUACAAAUCUACCCUUUCAAAAUCUGUAUCUAAGUCUGAUAAAUUUAAGAAUUCUUUCUGUUGUACAGAAUUAAAUGAGGAAAUCAGAUCUUCUCAUUCUUUUAAUUUACAGGCUCCUUGUUCAAAAGGUAGUGAAUUAAGAAUGAUUAGUAAAAUUCCUGAAAGAGAAAAGACUGGAUCUUCAUCACCAUCAAAUAGGUUAAAUGAUUCACCUACUUUUAAAAAGCUGGAUGAAUCACUUAUUUUUAAAUCUGAAUUAAUAGGACAUGAUAGCCAUGAUAGUAUUAAGGAAUUAGACACUCUGUCUAAAGUGAAGAAUGAUCAAUUAAGGAGUUACUGUCCCAUAGAAUUAAAUAUAAAUGGAUCUCCUGGGGCAGAAUCUGACUUGGCAACAUUUUGCACUUCUAAAACUGACACUAUUUUAAUGUCUUCUGAUGAUAGUGUGACCGGAUCAGAGGUAUCCCCUUUGGUCAAAGCAUGCACGCUUUCAUCAAAUGGAUUUCAGAAUAUUAAUAGGUGUAAAGAGAAAGACUCAGACGAUACGUACAUGCUGCAUAGUAAGUCAGGAAGCCCGUUUAGAGAAGCAGAACCUCCAGUUUCACCACACCAAGAUAAACUCAUGUCUUUGCCAGUUAUGACUAUAGAUUAUUCUAAAACUGUAAUUAAAGAACCAGUUGAUAUGACAGUUUCUUGCUGUAAAACCAAAGAUUCAGAUCUAUCCUGUACUUCAAAUGACAACUCUUCUUUGCGUCAUUCUGAAGCUGAAAAGAUUGAGCCUUCGGUUACGAAGAUUUCUUCAAAUAGCUUUAUGAAUGUGCAUUUGAAAUCAAAACCAGUUAUAUGUGAUAAUAGAAAUCUGACAGAUCAGCACUCAAAAUUUGCAUGUGAAGAAUAUAAGAGUGUUGGUAGCACCAGUUCAGCUUCUGUUAAUCAUUUUGAUGAUAUAUAUCCACCCAUAGAGAGUUCAGGCGUUGCUUCAUCUCUUCAGAGUCUUCCACCUGGAGUAAAAGUAGACAGUUUAAAUCUCUUACAACGUGGAGAGAACACAUCUCCAGUUUUGGAUGCUGUACUGAAGACUAAAAGCACAGAGUUUUUAAAACAUGCAGAGAAAGAAACCAUAGAAGUAGGUAGUGGUCUUCCUGAUUCAGGAAGGGGAUUUGUGUCUUGGGAAAACAGGCAUAAUAAUGGGCUAUCUGGGAAAUGUGUGCAAGAGACUCAAGAAGAAGGGAAUUCCAUAUUGCCUGAUAGAAAAAGGAGGUCAGAAAUCGCUUUAGAUGAAGAAGGAGGAAGAGGACAUGCUCAUACUUCUGAUGACUCAGAAGUGGUAUUUUCUUCCUGUGACUUGAAUUUAACCAUGGAAGACAGUGACAGUGUAACAUACACCUUAAAAUGUGACAGUAGUGGUCAUGCCUCAGAGAUUGUAUCCACUGUCCAUGAAGAUUAUUCUGGUUCUUCUGAAAGUUCAAGUGAUGAAAGUGACUCUGAAGAUACAGAUUCUGAUGCUAGCAGUAUUCCAAGAAACCGUCUUCAGUCUGUUGUGGUUGUGCCAAAGAAUUCUACUUUGCCCACAGAAGAAACCAGUCCGUGUUCUUCCCGGAGCAGUCAGAGUUAUAGACACUAUUCUGACCACUGGGAAGAUGAGAGAUUGGAGUCAAGGAGACAUUCAUAUGAGGAAAAAUUUGAGAGUGUAGCAAGUAAACCCUGUUCUCAGACUGAGAAAUUCUUCCAUCAUAAAGGAGCAGAGAAGAAUCCGGACAUUUCUUUUAUACAGCCCAGCAGAAAACAGAUAGAUAACCACCUGUCUGAAACUGUUCAUCCUCAGAGUGACGGGGUUGAUAGUACCAGUCAUACAGAUGUGAAAUCUGACUUUCUAGGUCAUCCAAAUUCUGAGGAAACAGCAAAAGCCAAAAUAGCUUCUAGGCAGCAAGAAGAGCUGCCAGUUUAUUCUUCUGAUGAUUUUGAAGAUGUCCUGAAUAAGUCUCGGCAACAAACCAUUUUCCCUAACAGGCCAGAUAGUAGACUGGGAAAAACAGAGUUGAGUUUUUCUUCCUCUUGUGAGAUCUCCCGAGUGGACAGCUUCCGCUCAUCAGAGGAGCUCAGAAACCUAGGGUGGGAAUUCUCUCAACAAGAAAAGCCUACUACCACAUAUCAGCAGCCUGACAGCAGCUAUGGAGCCUGUGGUGGACACAAGUAUCAGCAAAGUGCAGAACAUUAUGGUGGGACACGUAACUACUGGCAGGGCAACGGCUACUGGGAUCCAAGAUCAGCAGGUAGACCUCCUGGAACUGGGGUUGUGUAUGAUCGAAUUCAAGGGCAGGUACCAGAUUCCUUAACAGAUGACCGUGAAGAGGAGGAGAAUUGGGAUCAACGUGGAGGGUCUCACUUUUCAAGCCAGUCCAGUAAAUUUUUUUUAUCCCUUCAGAAGGACAAGGGGUCCGUGCAAGCACCUGAAAUAAGCAGCAAUUCCAUUAAGGACUCUUUAGCUGUGAAUGAAAAGAGAGAUCUUUCAAAAAACUUAGAAAAAAAUGAUAUGAAAGAUAGAGGGCCUCCUAAAAAAAGGAGACCGGAAUUGGAGAGUGAUUCUGAAAGUGAUGGUGAACUUCAGGACAGAAAGAAAGUUCGAGUGGCAAUAGAGCAGGGAGAAACAGCAGUGCCCUCAGGCUCAGCCCUGGUUGGGCCUUCCUGUGUCAUGGAGGAUUUCAGGGACCCACAGCGAUGGAAAGAAUGUGCCAAGCAAGGGAAGAUGCCCUGUUACUUUGAUCUGAUUGAAGAAAAUGUUUAUUUAACAGAAAGAAAGAAGAAUAAAUCCCAUCGGGAUAUUAAGCGAAUGCAGUGUGAGUGUGCACCUCUUUCUAAAGAUGAAAGAGCACAAGGUGAAAUAGCAUGUGGGGAAGAUUGUCUUAAUCGUCUCCUCAUGAUUGAAUGUUCUUCUCGGUGUCCGAAUGGGGAUUACUGUUCCAAUAGACGGUUUCAGAGAAAACAGCAUGCAGACGUGGAAGUCAUACUCACAGAAAAGAAAGGCUGGGGCUUGAGAGCUGCAAAAGACCUUCCUUCAAACACCUUUGUCCUAGAAUAUUGUGGAGAAGUACUUGAUCAUAAAGAGUUUAAAGCCCGGGUAAAGGAGUAUGCACGAAACAAAAACAUCCACUACUAUUUCAUGGCCUUGAAGAAUGAUGAGAUAAUAGAUGCCACCCAGAAAGGAAACUGCUCUCGUUUCAUGAAUCACAGCUGUGAACCAAACUGUGAGACUCAAAAAUGGACUGUGAAUGGACAACUGAGGGUCGGGUUUUUUACCACCAAACUGGUUCCUUCAGGCUCAGAGUUAACAUUUGACUAUCAGUUUCAAAGAUAUGGAAAAGAAGCUCAGAAAUGUUUCUGUGGGUCAGCUAAUUGCCGAGGUUACCUGGGAGGAGAGAAUAGAGUCAGUAUCAGAGCAGCAGGAGGAAAAAUGAAGAAGGAUCGAUCUCGUAAGAAGGAUUCAGUGGAUGGAGAGCUAGAAGCCCUGAUGGAGAAUGGUGAGGGUCUCUCUGAUAAAAACCAGGUGCUCAGCUUAUCGCGGCUAAUGGUUAGAAUUGAAACUUUGGAGCAGAAACUUACCUGUCUUGAGCUCAUACAGAACACUCAUUCACAGUCUUGCCUGAAGUCCUUUUUGGAACGUCAUGGGCUGUCUUUGUUGUGGAUCUGGAUGGCAGAGCUAGGUGAUGGCCGGGAAAGUAACCAGAAGCUUCAGGAAGAGAUUAUAAAGACUUUGGAACACUUACCCAUUCCUACUAAAAAUAUGUUGGAGGAAAGCAAAGUACUUCCAAUUAUUCAACGCUGGUCUCAGACCAAAACUGCCAUUCCUCAGUUGAGUGAAGGUGAUGGGUAUUCGAGUGAGAAUACGUCACGUGCUCACACACCACUCAACACUCCUGAUCCUUCCACCAAGCUAAGCACAGAAGCUGACACAGAUACUCCCAAGAAGCUCAUGUUUCGCAGACUUAAAAUUAUAAGUGAAAAUAGCAUGGACAGUGCAAUCUCUGAUGCUACCAGUGAGCUGGAAGGCAAGGAUGGCAAAGAGGACCUUGACCAGUUAGAACAUGUCCCUGUAGAAGAAGAGGAAGAGUUACAGUCACAACAGCUACUCACACAGCAGCUGCCUGAACCUAAAGUUGAGAGUGAAAUUGUCGUGGAAGCCAGUAAGCUACCCAUAUCUGAACCAGAGGCUGAUGCUGAAAUAGAGCCUAAAGAGGGCAAUGCCACAAAACUGGAAGAAACUAUUGCUGAGGAAACACCAUCCCAAGAUGAAGAGGAGGGUGUAUCUGAUGUGGAGAGUGAGAGGAGCCAGGAACAGCCAGAUAAAACAGUAGAUAUAAGUGAUUUGGCCACCAAGCUCCUGGAUAGUUGGAAAGACCUAAAGGAGGUAUAUCGAAUUCCAAAGAAAAGUCAAACUGAAAAGGAGAACACAAUAACUGAACGAGGAAGGGAUGCUGUUGGCUUCAGAGAUCAAACAGCUGCCCCAAAGACUCCUAACAGGUCAAGAGAGAGAGACCCAGACAAGCAAACUCAAAAUAAAGAGAAAAGGAAACGAAGGGGCUCUCUCUCACCACCUUCUUCUGCCUAUGAGCGGGGAACAAAAAGGCCAGAUGACAGAUAUGAUACACCAACUUCUAAGAAGAAAGUACGAAUUAAAGACCGCAAUAAACUUUCUACAGAGGAGCGUCGGAAGCUGUUUGAGCAAGAGGUGGCUCAGCGGGAGGCUCAGAAACAACAGCAGCAGAUGCAGAACCUGGGAAUGACAUCUCCAUUGCCCUAUGACUCUCUGGGCUACAAUGCCCCUCAUCACCCUUUUGCUGGCUACCCACCAGGUUAUCCCAUGCAGGCCUAUGUGGAUCCCAGCAACCCUAAUGCUGGAAAGGUGCUCCUCCCCACACCUAGCAUGGACCCCGUGUGUUCUCCUGCUCCUUACGAUCAUUCUCAGCCCUUGGUGGGACAUUCUACAGAACCCCUUGCUGCCCCUCCACCUGUGCCAGUGGUGCCACAUGUGGCAGCCCCUGUGGAAGUUUCCAGUUCACAGUAUGUGGCCCAAAGUGAUGGUGUGGUACACCAAGACUCCAGCGUCACCGUCUUGCCAGUGCCAGCCCCAGGCCCAGUUCAGGGACAGAAUUAUGGUGUUUGGGAUUCAAACCAACAGUCUGUCAGUGUCCCCCAGCAAUAUUCUCCUGCACAGUCUCAAGCAACCAUAUAUUAUCAAGGACAGACCUGUCCAACUGUCUAUGGUGUGACAUCACCCUAUUCACAGACAACUCCACCAAUUGUACAGAGCUAUGCCCAACCAAGUCUUCAGUAUAUCCAGGGACAGCAGAUUUUCACAGCUCACCCACAAGGCGUGGUGGUACAGCCAGCUGCAGCUGUGACCACGAUAGUCACACCAGGACAGCCUCAGGCCCUACAGCCGCCUGAAAUGGUAGUGACAAAUAAUCUUCUGGAUCUGCCACCCCCAUCUCCUCCCAAACCAAAAACCAUUGUCUUACCUCCCAACUGGAAGACAGCACGAGAUCCAGAAGGGAAGAUUUAUUACUACCAUGUGAUCACAAGGCAGACUCAGUGGGAUCCUCCUACUUGGGAAAGCCCAGGAGAUGAUGCCAGCCUUGAGCAUGAAGCUGAGAUGGACCUGGGGACCCCAACAUAUGAUGAAAACCCCAUGAAGUGUUGUUCCCUCCUCUUGGUCAUCUUGUGCUCUCUUCCAUCAUCCGUCAUUUGAACGAAGUGUGGUGCCUUAUCUAGAGCCAAACACUGAACUAAAUAAUUUUGCUCUAUUUGCUACCAAAGGUGAUGGCACCUCCAAAACAGAAUAUAUUGAGCUUUUCUUAUUUUCAGGGCUCCUUCUUUCAUAACCUUUUAAUUGACAUAUACAGGCUCAGACACUGCAGAGAUUUGGUUGAAUCGUGUGUAGUGUUUCUGAUAAGCUCAACUUCUGCUUCUGGAUUCAUGCUGCCCUGAAAGAUAAAGUUCCUCCUUGAAUAACAUCUUCCAUUUCAUGUUCCAAAGGGCAUUUAAAUUCAAGGAGAAAGAAGCAUUAGGUGGGUAUAUCAUGCUCUCUCUCUGGCAGGACUCAUUUCAGCCAGCCCCACACUCCUAAGUUCCAAGGCACAUGGGCUUCAUGACAUGGUCAUCUCUGUAUAAUAAAGGGUGAAGUUCGCCUUUGCCCUGUUACCCAGCCAGUAUGUGGUUAUCAGAGCCAACCAGUAAGCUUGAAGUCAUUCCCUUUUUAGCUAGAAAGACUUGAAGCCUUACCUUGAAUCAUGUGAAGGUACUUGGGCCUUCCUUGUCAUAUUCAUAUCUGGUCAUGUUCCAGCCGGAUUCCCUGGAGUCCAGACGUGCCCCAGAUGACCACAGGGUGAGUUGCUGAAGGCAGGAAGCUCUGGCUGUUGACCGGGCCCUCUGCUUGCAUCUCAUUGUGUGCUCCCAUCUGGCCACUCUUCAUAGAUUCCCACCAGAAUUCUCCAUUGGCUGAUGCCCUGUAUGAAGCAACUGAUGGAAAAGGCAACCUGAUUAUUGCUGAGGCCCUGGGAAAACACAGCUUUUUCAUCCAUCAGAGUUCUUUCUCCUCUCUGAUGAGUUCCUAGAAUCUCAGUGACACCACUUUUGCAGCACAGGUAGAUGUUCUUGAACCCCAUGAGAUAGCCUGAUAUUUUUGGGGGGACCAUUGAUACCAGCUAAUGGUCUUUCUGAUGCUAAAGGAUUUUUAAUUGGCAGUAGGCAUUUGAGAAGGUUUUUUAAAGUUUAUGUAUUGUAUAGAUGCUAACAUUUUAAUUGAGACCUUUCUGGAGUAAGGGAGGUUUUUCAUGUUAGUGUCCAUCAGGGGCUGUCCUUGGCUCUGACUCUGGCUCCUGGUAUUGCUUGGCGUUGGUCCUGAGUAAGUGUUAACCAGUUUCUGAAAUCAUUUCACAUGCCAUUUGCAGACCACAGACCAAGAGGCAUACAUGAAUUUCAGUACUCCCUAGAGCACUUCAUUUUGGUGUAUGAUUUCAUGGUGUAAAGUUAGGCACCCUUCAUUUGAACAUUUCCUUUCUCAGUCCCAGUUGCUCAGCACUCAGAAGGACCAUGAGAGCUCCAAGACAGAGCCCAGUGGACUGAGCUCUGUAACUGUUUUAAAAAAGCUCUACCAACCUCACCAAGUCAGAGAUUAAAUUAGAAAGCUGUUAAAUAUGCGCUAGAUUUAUUUAGCUUUCUGAACACAUACCCCUUUCAGAGGGAAGCAGAACAUUUCUGUUUACACAGUACCCUCACUGAGAGCCUGGCCUCUCCUCUAGGAUCAGGAGCCUUGAGAUGGUUGUCAUACCUCCAGGGGCUUUCUGUAGCCGUUGCUAUUGGUGCUCGUUUCCGAGAGCUACAAGAGAACAGCUGCGGGUGUGUUGAGGUCUCCUUGGCUUAUUCAGGCAAUUCUUGAUCCCUUGCUACCUGAGGUCUUACUGUGACGUACAGCCGCACUCCCUGCUACUGGAAAAAAUAACCGCAAAACAUUUGAAAAUAGACUUACAGUGUGCUUUUUGGUCUUGUUUCCUGAAAACAGGUUGAAUCUGCCCUUUCUGCCCUGCCCUCUCCCUCCUGCUCCCACAGCCUCAGAAAGUAGAAAAAUGGAAAAUAUGUAAAACUUUUAUAAUAAAUCAGAGAAAGCAGAUUUGUAGCAGCCCAAAGCCAAGGGAGUUCCACCUUUCUCUGGACCUGGUCCAGAGCAAAGUGAGCUGAACGGCUCCUUCAUCGCCAGCGCCUUUAUACUGUUUAUGGAAAUGGAGGAAUCUGAACUCGGGGGUGGUUUGGGAGCAGAAAAAUUCUCUGCUCAAGCAGCUGGCAGAAACAUGAAGUACCCAUCAUAGCAACUGUGGCUGCUGGGUCCAUCUGAAAUCUUUCAAAGGGGAAUGCUCAUAGAUCUUUUCCGUGGAGGAGCACAUUUAAUAGCAAGGGACUUGAUGAUUGGUGUGGGCAAAGGUACAGGGGAUAGCCUUGCAUGGCAGGCAUUCCAGAUGCCACAGCUGCUCGCCCCAUAUCUGCUGGCAGUGCCCUCUUAGGGGGACUUGGCAGCCUCCACUCCAGCACAGCCAGAAGGGAGCACUUUCAGGUUUGUCGUCAUCUUCCCAUCCUCGGAUGGAGUGUCUUCUGUGUCUUAGCAUCCUCUCAUCUGUUCAUGGACUUGGGCGACCCUGUCUCCUUCCUCCCAGUACUGUGAUAGGUCUUUAGUUCAUUCCUGAACUGGAUAUCCCAACCCCCUUCCAUGCCACUCCUGCAUUCUGAGACUGUUUCCUACAAUCUGGCCAAUUCUGCCUUUGGAGGAGAGGUGACAAGUAUCCAUGGAGAGUGAAAGGGCCUGGAUGGCGGGCAGUGGUGUGGUCUGACCUUCCAGUUGUAUGGUGAAAGGUCUUCAGAGCAUUUUCCUUUGUCCUGGAAUCCCAGAAUGUCAGAGCCAGGAGAGGUGGGGCUCACCGAGUCUAGGCCUCACCUGACACUAUGGGUAUUGAAGCACAGAACAGGGAUUUGAGUGGUCCAUGUCACACAGCACAUUCCUUUGCAGGAGAGGGGACUCUGAAACAACUGAGAUGUGUAGCUACAUCACGGAUGUAACUUUGACCUAGGGCAGAAAACUUGGUUUAUAUAGGAAGGAGGCCAAAGCCAGAUGCCAGGAUUGAAACACGCGGCAAGACUGGUGACAGCAGCCGAGCUGACUCCAAGCCAUGCCCACUUAGGCUCCUGAAUGGAGUCGGUGUCCCAGCUGGGGGAAAGAAGGAGGGUUCUGGAAAUGCAGGGCGUCACUGACAUGACCUCUCACGCCACCAUUGUUGUGUUGUCUUUU
Suricata suricatta (meerkat) is the source of this 10411-nucleotide messenger RNA. It is a transcript of the gene SETD2, whose product is annotated as SET domain containing 2, histone lysine methyltransferase. Gene Ontology annotation, cellular component: chromosome; nucleus. Bases 62 to 7324 code for a protein of 2420 amino acids. Lineage: Eukaryota; Metazoa; Chordata; Mammalia; Carnivora; Herpestidae. Gene Ontology annotation, molecular function: protein binding; histone H3K36 methyltransferase activity. The transcript is spliced from 19 exons. Gene Ontology annotation, biological process: regulation of DNA-templated transcription. The record is from RefSeq and is a predicted model, not a curated record.